This is a messenger RNA of Glarea lozoyensis ATCC 20868, 1659 nucleotides long. RefSeq lists its product as uncharacterized. The transcript has a single exon. NCBI's taxonomy places the organism in Eukaryota, Fungi, Ascomycota, Leotiomycetes, Helotiales, Helotiaceae. The record is from RefSeq and is a predicted model, not a curated record. Bases 1 to 1659 code for a protein of 552 amino acids.
AUGUUUACACGACAGAAUUAUCUUCUUGAUAUUUCCGACACAAGAUUCGCAACCGAUCAAGAAUUCUACUAUUUCACGUGGUUCCAGAAUCAUGUAGUUUUGGACGUUGCCCCGGAUUUUCACACGGUCGAGUGGAGUACUUCAAUAUUGCAGGCUUGUGACAGGCUCCUGCCGGUCAGGACUGCAGCUAUUGCUCUCGCUGCAUUGGCAAAGGCUUCUCAGUCGAGCAAAACUGCGAGGAAACAGAAAACUGCAUCAAUGCCAUCGGUGGAUGUUACGAGGGAGGCUUUAAACCACCAUGCCUUCGCUCUUCGGUGGUAUCAGAAGGCAAUCAGAAGCAUGCGUGGAAGCUUUGAGCAUGAAAAUCCGAGCGUGAGAACAAUCAUAAUAUACUGCAUAAUUACAGCUUGUUUCGAUUCGGCUCACGGCGAUCAAGACGCAGCAACAGCACAGAUCCGCACUGGUAUCAUGGCGUUGAAAGACUGGAGACUUGAUCCUCGGAAAUCAUGGAACAGGUCGAUUUCUCUAUCAAGCGGUCGGGACUCAUUGACUGUGGAUGAUUGCCUCGUUCAGUCAAUGACACGUAUGGAAACACAGUUGAUGGCUAUUCGGGUUCCUAGCUCUGCCAGAGCUUAUGUUAGCCUUCUCUACGACAAAGUGGAUUUGAUAAACAGCAUCCCGCAUUCUUUCGGGGGUAUUGAGAAUGCCAGGAAAUCACUUGACUUAAUUGUCCAGCGCACCAUGAACUUCAACCGUCCUCCAGUUCCAGUAGAUCCAGAAUCUGCUCAACAACUUCCAAUCAACCCCAUUAGUCCUAUUGGACCGCAUACAAUGGCAGUACAAUGUGUCUUUGCUCCUCCUCCCGAGUCUAGAAUGUUUCCACAGGGAUACACUCAUCCAAGAAAUCAUUUCUUCGAUGUAUCACACAAAAUUUUAAACAACGCACAUCUUCAAGAAUAUCCAGAUAUGGAGCCCGAGUUAGCAGCUCACGAUGCCUAUUUAGACACUUGGGCGAUGAGUUUUACCCCUCUUCUCAAAUCCUCGAUCGAGAGCGGCGGGCAGGAAGCAAUUCGUUCCCUCACAUUAUGGAUAGAAAUGUACAGCGCGAAGCUCUUCCGGUCAUUUGCCUUCAAGUCAGAAAUGGAGUACGACGCCUUUUUUCCCCAUUUCCAAAACAUUGUCAGUAACGCCUCCCUGCUCCAACAAGUCCGCGAAAGUUUACCUCAUUCCCAUAAAUCCCAAUCCAUCUUAUCGAAAUCCCGAUUGACGUCAAAUCAUAACUCCGCCCAAAUAAAUUCAUCAGAGGAAACAAGUCUAGGCUUCUCUUUCGAGCUUGGAAUUCUUCCCGCCCUUCAGAUGACAGCAAUGAAAUGCCGGGAUGGACCAGUAAGAAGGGAGGCGUUGAGACUCAUGGAAAAACAUGAUCGGAGAGAAGGAAUUCAUGAUAGUCAUGUUAUGGCGGGGAUUGCGAGAUGGGUCAUAGGUCUUGAGGGGCAGCUGGAGAGUAAUGCGAAUGAGGAGGACGUUGUGCCAGUUGAGAGAAGAACUACGCAUUUGUUUCUAGAUUUCGACUGGCUGAAGCGCGAGGUAUACAUGAGGUGCCUGAUGCCAGGUAGCACAGGUUGGUGGCUUAUGAAGGCGGGGUCUUUUGUCUGGUAA